UUAAGGGAUGGUCCAACAGACCACGUAUUUGGGAAAUAUAUUGUGGAUCAUUCGAAACAUAAAAAGCCCCCCCGUAGGAUAAAUAAUAACAGUGAGUACAAUUUGGGGCGAUGUGAUCAGUGAAAGGGUCCCCACCCAACUCCAGGCCGUAUAUAUACCGCCUCGCUCCAGUCUACCAGCAUCAGUACCUCACAGGGCAACUCCACAACCUACAAUGGCAUUCAAGCUCGUACUCUUCUCCGCCAUGGUGGCCGCCGCUUACGCUGGAGUCGUCCCAGCCUACGCCGGCCACGGCUACGCCAGCCACGGCUACGCCGCAGCCCCUCUGGCUUACGCCGCCCCAGCUUACGCUGCCGGACCUAAGGCCAUCGUCGACGAAUACGACCCACAUCCACAGUACUCCUUCGCUUACGACAUCCAGGACGCCCACACCGGAGACUACAAGUCCCAGCACGAAUCCCGCGACGGAGAUGUCGUCCACGGAUCUUACUCCCUCGUCGAACCUGAUGGCUCCAAGAGGACCGUCGAGUACACCGCUGACCCACACAACGGAUUCAACGCCGUCGUCCACAAGGAAGGAGGAGUCCACCCUGCCCCAGUUAAGGUCGCCGCCCCCGUCGCCUAUGCUGCCCCUCUGGCUCACGCAGCUUACGCAGCACCCGUCGCUCAUGCAGCUUACGCAGCACCUGUCGCUCACGCAGCAUAUGCCGCUCCAUCCCUCAGUUACCACCACUAAGUCUGCCAAAGCCAACCUUCGCUCAUUUUUUAUACAAACAUUUUGUAAUAUAUUUAUAAUUACUUUUUUAUU
This is a messenger RNA of Nezara viridula (southern green stink bug), 808 nucleotides long. The record is from the annotation of a GenBank genome assembly. Lineage: Eukaryota; Metazoa; Arthropoda; Insecta; Hemiptera; Pentatomidae.